Actinia tenebrosa (Australian red waratah sea anemone) is the source of this 779-nucleotide messenger RNA. Its product is annotated as dnaJ homolog subfamily B member 13. The record is from RefSeq and is a predicted model, not a curated record. Gene Ontology annotation, molecular function: protein-folding chaperone binding. Lineage: Eukaryota; Metazoa; Cnidaria; Anthozoa; Actiniaria; Actiniidae. Gene Ontology annotation, cellular component: cytosol.
GUCAUGAAUGAUGAUGGUCAUACYUCUAACAUCAGAGAUAAGAUUCUCACUAUCAAUGUAAAGCCUGGCUGGAGGGCAGGAACAAAGAUCACUUUUCCUAAAGAGGGUGACCAAGGACCCAACAAUAUCCCAGCUGAUAUAGUGUUCAUYGUCAAAGACAAACCACACCCAAUCUUUAAGAGAGACAAUGAUAAUCUAAUUUACACUGCAUCUGUACCACUUGGAAAGGCUUUAACAGGCUGUGUAGUAGAUGUACCAACCUUGGAUGGUAGAUUAAUCAGUAUCCCGAUCAAYGACAUUGUCAAGCCUGGAUAUCAAAAGGUUGUACCAGAUGAAGGAAUGCCGAUAUCAAAAAACCCAGAAGAGAAGGGCAAUCUAAUCAUCCAGUUUGACAUCCAUUAUCCCWACCACCUCAGUCCAGAACAAAAGAGAUUACUCAAGGAAGCUCUACUGUAAAUACUUCCAUUGCAAAAAUAAUUAUUUAAGACAAAAAUCGACCUUAGGAUUUUUUUUAGUAGAUACAAAAAUAGAUAAUCUCAGAAUAUGAAUAUCAAAAUGGGUUAAUAUUAGUAUGAAAUAUGAAGGGUUAUGAUACAAGGAAUUUUGCAGUAAAGUCACGUCUGCUAAGAUUAAAAAAUAAUAUCCUGCAAAAAUAUAUUUCUAUAUAUUUGUAUUAAUUUUAUGGUUUGCAAAAUUGAAGAACCUUUCUAAUUCCUUUAUUCUACUUUAUACUUAUAUUGAGAACAAUCAGACAUUGUAAAUAAACGAACCUUUUUGUA